AUGCAGGCCAGUGAUAGGUUUAACAUCAAUUCCCAACUCGAGCAUCUUCAAGCCAAAUAUGUUGGAACUGGCCAUGCCGAUUUGAACAGAUUUGAGUGGGCUGUGAACAUUCAACGUGAUAGCUAUGCAUCAUAUAUCGGCCACUACCCUUUACUGGCAUACUUUGGUAUUGCUGAAAAUGAAUCUAUUGGAAGGGAACGCUAUAGCUUUAUGCAGAAAAUGCUCCUGCCUUGUGGUUUGCCUCCCGAAAGAGAAGAAGAUUAA
Messenger RNA from Sphenostylis stenocarpa, 264 nucleotides. Lineage: Eukaryota; Viridiplantae; Streptophyta; Magnoliopsida; Fabales; Fabaceae. The record is from the annotation of a GenBank genome assembly.